AUGUCCGAAGGCUUGCUGAGGCUGCUGGAGGCCAAUGGCCUGCGGGAAGAGGUGCUGGACGACUACUGCUGCAUGCGCACGCUGAGCUACUUCCCGAAGCUUCACUCCGCCGCUCGGCUUUUGAGAUCCAGCGGGCUGACGUCGCUGGACGGCGCCUCAAUUCCGCUGGAGGAGGCCACUGUCGACUCGAGCGCCUCGUUGCCUUCCCAUUGGGUUGCAUUUCAGGUCUGCCUCAUCCAGCAGGACGGGUCUCGACAACUCGCCUGCGGAAAGGCAGAUACCGAGAGUAAGGACAUGAGGAAGAUCGAGGGCCUGGAGAGGUGCUCAGAGCUGCAGCGGCUGCUGCUGAAUGAAAAUGCCAUCGAGAAGAUUGAAGGCUUGCAGCAUUGCCGGAAGCUUCAGAAGCUGUACUUGCCCUUCAACUGCAUCAAGGAGAUUGGUGACGGUCUGGCGGGCCUAGAGAACCUCGAGGUGCUGUGGCUGGCGGGAAAUCAGCUCUCCAGCCUGCAGGGCCUCUGCACGCCGAACCUCACCGAGCUCAACGCGGCGAGCAAUCGCCUCAGCUCGGUGGUCGGCGCGCUGGAGCAUCUCCCGUUGAAGUCGCUGAACCUCGCAGGCAAUCAGCUCUGCUCCUUCAAGGAGAUCUUAGACAUCGCCCGGCGCACGGAGCUGUGCUCCUUGAGCUUCGCGGACCCCGACUUCGGGGAGAACCCCAUCUGCUCCCUGUGCAACUACCAAACCUACACGCUGUAUCACCUGCCAAAGCUGCAGGUCCACGACCAGAUGCAUGUGACCGCGGAGGCCCACAGCUUGGCGCAGGCGGCCUUCGCCAAGAAGCGCCUCUAUUACAACAUGCGGAUCAAGACGCUGAAGCGCCAGGCUACGGACUGCUUGCGGGCGGCCAAGGUCAUUGACGAGGCGCGGCGGCGAGCGCUGGGCGAGGACUUGGAGAUGGCCGCCCGGGCGGUGCGCCGCGCGGACGCCUGUCGCCGCAGCCGCGAAGCUGUUGACAUCGAUGACCGGGACGCGGAGCGCAGAGUGCGCCUGUGUGAGGUGGAGCUGGCGGACGCGGAUCUGGCCAUGGAGCGCCUGGCGAAGCUCCUCGACGCCGAGCUGGCGCAGCAGAUCCGGUCUUUGCUGUUAGAACUUCAGAGCGGCGGCAAUGUACGCUUCGAGCCCGGGGGUGAGGAUCUGUGGGUCUCGCAGAUCCAGCAGCUGGUGCUGAGCCGCUUCAGGCCCGCGGAGUUCCAGGGCUUCGGCUUCGACCGGAUCAAGCUGGGCCAGGUGAUCAGGCUGCACCACCGCAGCUUGCGCCUGCACUUCGAUCAGCUUGUGCAGCGGCUAGGCGGUGAUGAGCUCGAGCACCUCUUCUAUGUGCCGAAGCCUGGGAACGCGCUGGAAGAGCUGCGACAAGUGGCAGAGCUGGGCCCUGCGGACUUCUUCGCAGAGCAGCUGGCGGCCCAGAAAGACGCGGAGCCGGAGGUCGCGGAGGCGCUGGAGCCGGAGUCGGAGGAGAGCCGCUGCCGGAAGAGCCCAGCGAGGAGGCGAGCCCAGGUGGCGCCAGUGUCGCAGAGAGUGGAGACAGCCGCCCGGUGCUGCUCACAAAUUCGCUGUGCUUGGCAGAGGCCGGGCGCUUGCACCAGCAGAGUCAGAGCGAGAUGGGCCAGGCCAUGGCUCGCUCGCUGCAGCGUGCACAGCGCCUGCGCGGUGAGGAGCCAACAGGCAGUGCCGGCGUUGGCUCUCGGGGCGUGCUGCUGA
Molecule: messenger RNA, 1758 nt
Organism: Effrenium voratum
Lineage: Eukaryota; Dinophyceae; Suessiales; Symbiodiniaceae
Source: the annotation of a GenBank genome assembly